Molecule: messenger RNA, 135 nt
Organism: Penicillium canescens
Lineage: Eukaryota; Fungi; Ascomycota; Eurotiomycetes; Eurotiales; Aspergillaceae
Product: Cytochrome P450
Exons: 2
Coding region: 1-135 (44 amino acids)
Molecular function (GO): heme binding; iron ion binding; oxidoreductase activity, acting on paired donors, with incorporation or reduction of molecular oxygen
Source: RefSeq, a predicted model, not a curated record
AUGCCGGCAGGUGGUGUCAUGCUGCGUGACAAGUUCUUCCCCGAAAAGACGGUAGAAGGAAUCAAUCCAUGGGUUGCGCACUAUAAUUAUUUGAUCUUCGGCGAUGACGCGGACAUAUUUCGACCAGAGCGCUAG